Messenger RNA from Passer montanus (Eurasian tree sparrow), 712 nucleotides. Its product is annotated as retinoic acid receptor RXR-beta-like. Gene Ontology annotation, molecular function: retinoic acid-responsive element binding; nuclear receptor activity; zinc ion binding. The transcript is spliced from 6 exons. Gene Ontology annotation, biological process: response to retinoic acid; positive regulation of transcription by RNA polymerase II; anatomical structure development. The record is from RefSeq and is a predicted model, not a curated record. The annotation marks the transcript as partial. NCBI's taxonomy places the organism in Eukaryota, Metazoa, Chordata, Aves, Passeriformes, Passeridae. Gene Ontology annotation, cellular component: RNA polymerase II transcription regulator complex.
AUGGGAUUUGGGAUCAACUCGACGGUGGGGCUGCCGCUGCCCCCCGGGGGGGGUCCCGAGGACGUGAAGCCCCCCCUGGGCAUCCGGGGUCCCCCCCCCUGCGCCCCCCACGGCCCCGGCAAGCGCCUCUGCGCCAUCUGCGGGGACAGGAGCUCGGGCAAGCACUACGGCAUGUCGAGCUGCGAGGGCUGCAAGGGCUUCUUCAAGCGCACGAUCCGCAAGGACCUGACGUACACGUGCCGCGACAACCGCGAGUGCGUGGUGGACAAGCGGCAGCGCAACCGCUGCCAGUACUGCCGCUACCAGAAGUGCCUGGCCACGGGCAUGAAGCGGGAGGCGGUGCAGGAGGAGCGGCAGCGGGGCAAGGACAAGGAGGGGGACGGCGAUUUCGGGGUGGCCCCCAACGAGGAGAUGCCAGUGGAGAAGCUUCUGGAAGCCGAGCUGGCCGUGGAGCCCAAGAGCGACGACGGCGCCGGCCCCGGCGGAGCCUCCGCGGCCGACAAGCAGCUCUUCACCCUGGUGGAGUGGGCCAAGAGGGUCCCCCACUUCUCGGGGCUCCCCUUGGACGACCAGGUCAUCCUGCUCCGUGCAGGUCAGCCGGGUGAUUUGAAGGCGGCCGACAAGCAGCUCUUCACCCUGGCGGAGUGGGCCAAGAGGGUCCCCCACUUCUCGGGGCUCCCCUUGGACGACCAGGUCAUCCUGCUCCGCGCAG